This is a messenger RNA of Solea solea (common sole), 1261 nucleotides long. It is a transcript of the gene rfc3, whose product is annotated as replication factor C (activator 1) 3. Gene Ontology annotation, molecular function: ATP hydrolysis activity; DNA binding; DNA clamp loader activity. The transcript is spliced from 9 exons. The record is from RefSeq and is a predicted model, not a curated record. Gene Ontology annotation, cellular component: DNA replication factor C complex; nucleus. Lineage: Eukaryota; Metazoa; Chordata; Actinopteri; Pleuronectiformes; Soleidae. Gene Ontology annotation, biological process: DNA repair; DNA-templated DNA replication. The coding region runs from base 112 to 1182 and encodes 356 amino acids.
CAGUUGAUGUGAACGAUAUUCGCGGGAGACCAAGAGUGUCAGACAGUUAGCGACUGCUGUCAACACGGUCACAGAUAAACUGUAGCAAAAAAGACAAACAAACAAACCACGAUGAGUUUGUGGGUGGACAAAUAUAGGCCGACUUCCCUGGGGAAACUCGACUAUCACAAAGAUCAAGCGUCUCAGCUUAAAAACCUGGUCCAGUGUGGAGACUUUCCACACUUGUUGGUGUACGGUCCGUCAGGCGCGGGGAAGAAGACACGCAUCAUGUGUCUGCUGAGGGAGCUGUACGGAGCUGGAGUGGAGAAGCUCCGCAUAGAGCACCAGACCAUCGUGGCUCCUUCAAAGAAGAAAAUUGAGAUCAACACGAUAGCGAGCAACUAUCACUUGGAAGUUAAUGCGAGUGACGCAGGAAACCAGGACCGCGUGGUGAUUCAAGAGCUGAUUAAAACUGUCGCUCAGUCUCAGCAGAUUCAGUCAAGCACACAGAGGGAGUUCAAAGUGGUGUUGCUGACAGAGGUGGACAGACUCACAAAGGACGCCCAGCACGCGUUGCGUCGGACGAUGGAAAAGUACACGUCCACCUGCCGUCUUAUCCUCUGCUCCAACUCCACCUCCAGAGUCAUCGGGCCGAUCCGGAGCCGUUGCUUGGCCAUCAGGGUUCCUCUGCCGAGCACGGAAGAGGUCUGUAAUGUUUUGACAUCAGUCUGCAAAAAGGAGGGUUUGCUCCUCCCACCCGAGCUGGCCAAGCAAAUCAGUGAGAAGUCGGGGCGUAACCUCCGCAAAGCUCUCUUGAUGUGCGAGGCCUGCAGAGUGCAGCAGUAUCCAUUCUCAGCGGACCAAGAUGUCCCAGAGACGGACUGGGAGGUGUACCUCAGAGAAACAGCUAAUGCCAUCGUCAGCCAGCAGAGCCCUCAAAGGUUGUUGGAGGUUCGAGCGAGACUGUACGAACUUCUGACUCACUGCAUUCCUCCCGAUAUCAUUAUGAAGGGACUGGUCACGGAGCUGCUGAGGAACUGCGAUGGCCAGCUGAAGACAGAAGUGUCCCACAUGGCAGCUUAUUAUGAACACAGGCUGCAGCUGGGCAACAAAGCCAUUUACCACCUGGAAGCCUUCACGGCCAAGUUCAUGGCCAUGUACAAGAAGUUCAUGGAAGACGGUCUGGAGGCCAUGAUGUUUUGACUCUGAACGGAUGUAAAUACGGAUACUUUUCUUGAUGUCUUUCUUUUGUAUAUUAAAAAAAUAAACCUCAUUACCCUCA